GGCGAAGAUUCGUGACGACGCGACGAUGGACGCCGAGUUGAUGUCGCUCGAACGUCGCCUGGCCGACCUCUACGGCGCCGUAGGCAUGCUCUCUAAGACGGAAGACGCGCCGUCAGUGCACGUGCGUCUGCAUGAGCUUUCUGAAAAGCUCCAUCAGAUCGAGAACCGCAUCGACCCGCCCAACCUUGGUCCCUUGCACCUCGCAUACGAGCAGAACAAGAAGCUAUUGGCGCCAGGUUUCCUCGGAGAGCUCAAGCUCCAAUCACACCCAGCAUCGGGGAACCUUGAACAAACUACCAAGACCAUCGUCUUGACGUCCCACGACAUGGUCCAGACGAUGUCGACCGAGGCGCAGAAGAUCCAGGAGCUUGAACGCUUCGUGACACUGCCCACGAUUGCGCCAGAGUCACACACAAUCUUGUCGCGUGCCGAAACAUCCAACUUGAUUUUGGCCCAGCAGGUUAUGGCGCGGCAUGCACAAGUCGAGGCCCUGCUCCUGCGCUACUCGCACGUCAUGGGGAAUCUCUCAAAGAAGUUUCAGCUGUAUGACCAAGUCCUUUCGCAGCUCGAAGGCAGCCACUAAGAUCUUUGUAUCAAGCCGACGGCUCUGCGUCCUCGUAUAUGCGCACAACCGACGACACGUCGCAUGGAAGGCGCGUGACGGGGCACUCGCCGUGGUCGAUCACAUACUCGUAAAUGCACGGAUAGCAAAACACAAAGCCUGAGAUGCAG
Saprolegnia parasitica CBS 223.65 is the source of this 732-nucleotide messenger RNA. RefSeq lists its product as hypothetical. The transcript has 2 exons. NCBI's taxonomy places the organism in Eukaryota, Oomycota, Saprolegniomycetes, Saprolegniales, Saprolegniaceae. Gene Ontology annotation, biological process: cytoskeleton-dependent cytokinesis. The coding region runs from base 26 to 583 and encodes 185 amino acids. Gene Ontology annotation, cellular component: dynactin complex. The record is from RefSeq and is a predicted model, not a curated record.